Salarias fasciatus (jewelled blenny) is the source of this 2436-nucleotide messenger RNA. It is a transcript of the gene aar2, whose product is annotated as AAR2 splicing factor. The transcript has 3 exons. NCBI's taxonomy places the organism in Eukaryota, Metazoa, Chordata, Actinopteri, Blenniiformes, Blenniidae. Gene Ontology annotation, biological process: spliceosomal tri-snRNP complex assembly. Bases 352 to 1515 code for a protein of 387 amino acids. The record is from RefSeq and is a predicted model, not a curated record.
AAAGAAAAGAAAUGCAAGCGGAACCAUAGUUUUUCGUUGUUUCCGCCCGGAUCGAUAGAUUCGUCGCACCGCGUCCAGUCGACAUCGACGUCCCGAAACAUCAUCAACUUGAAGGAAAAAAAAUAUUUUAGACAGACGCUUAAAUUCACUUUGCCGUGUUCGUUUAUAUUUUCGGAUGUUUCUGUGUUUUAUUAGCGGAAGAUAAAAACGCGCUUUGAAGAAUCCGCGCCGCUCUGCGCUCACUGGUAUUUAAUAUUGGGGAAACUCUUUAGUGUCGCGCUGGACAUGAAUCGCUCCUUGUGCACGUGAGAACACAGUUCAGUCGAGUGAUUUGGGCUUGGAGGCGCAGACAUGGCCAGCAGCAGCUCUGUGGACAUGGACCCAGACGUCGCGCGGAGGCUGUUUGAGGAAGGCGCCACCCUGGUGCUGCUGGGUGUCCCUCGGGGCACCGAGCUGGGGCUGGACUGCAAGAGCUGGCAGGUGGGUCCUCGUUUCAGGGGCGUGAAGAUGAUCCCCCCGGGCCUGCACUUCCUCCACUACUCCUCCGUCAACUCUCCGGCGUGUGGUUCGGAAAUCGGCCCGAAGACGGGCCUGUUCCUCACCCUCAAACCCAGGGAUGUGAUCCUGGCCAGCUGGGACCCCAAAGAGGAAGAUCUGGACUUCUCAGCCUCCAAGAACGAAGAGGAGGUGAGCCGAAUCCGGGCCACCUUACAGGAGCUGGAUCCUUACCUGGGCCCCUAUCCCUACGAGGUGAUGAGGAAGUGGGUGUCUCUCUCUGAUCGCAUCAGUGAAGAGUUGGCCAAUAACCUGCAGCCUCUGUCUGGGAGGAUAUGCGCGUUCAGUGAUGUUGUCCCAGAGGUCCAGAUGAGGCACACCAAGGACAGGGCUGAGCAUCCCAGGAAUGACACCGCCUGCCAGAGCAUGAGGGAGGGACUGGACAGGCUUCCACGGAUGAAAGUGAGGGAGGGGACGGAGCUGCGGUUCUCUGACAUCCCCAAGAAGACUUACCCCCCAGGGGCAACGCCGGCCGAGAUCACCCAGUGCAGCAUGGACCUGAGCUACGCUCUGGAAACAGUCCUGGAGAAGAACCACCAUCUGCAGCCUCUCAACCUGUUAGGUGAGCUGCAGUUUGCCUUUGUCUGUUUCCUGAUCGGGAAUGUGUACGAGGGCUUCGAGCACUGGAAGCGUGUCCUCUCCCUGAUGUGCCGCUCGGAGGAGGCCAUGCGGACACGUAAGGACCUUUACCUGGGGCUCAUCGCCGUCCUCUACCACCAGCUGGGAGAGAUACCGCCUGACUUCUUUGUUGACAUCGUGUCGCAGAGCAACUUCCUCACCACCACACUGCAGGACUUUUUCCAGUUCGCCACUGGGCCUGGUGUAGAUGGCGCCCUGCGGAAGCGAGCAGAGAAAUUCAAGGCUCACCUGACCAAGAAGUUCCGCUGGGACUUUGAGGCAGACCUGGAUGACUGCGCUCCGGUGGUGGUCGAGCUUCCCGAGGGCGUCACUGUGGACUGAAGUUGCUUCGCUGUGGAUUCAGUGGCUGCAGCAGAGACACUGCAGCAAAGCUGGGAAGGCUUCAGGAGUUCAGAAGACUCCCAACGAUCUGCAGUGGCACAGUCCGGGAUGUAGUGGCCCAAACUGUCUCAUCACAUGAGCAGAGGUUGUGUUUGACUUCAUUAUGGUCUUUCUUUUCUUUGGCAGAGUCACUAAACAUCUUCUCUCUAAGUUCAAGCAUCCAGUUUUCUGCCAUUGUUGAUUACAUUUGCUCAGUGAAGUGAAAUGUUGAGUUAAAAACACUGAAUCUAAAUCUGAAGCUCUCACGGAGGUUGCUGCAUAUCAGAAAGGAGCGGCGCCCCCUGGUGGUGAUAUGAUCAAUCAGUGUGUCGCCUUUAAAAUCAAAUUGUAAUUUUAACAGUAAUUCAGUCACCAGAACACAAACCACAACAAACCAGUUCAAUCACAUUAAUAUAUGAUUUUCAACCUUUUCAGAAGUUACAAAGUACAUGUACAGGAGAAAACUAUUUACACAUGUGGCUGUAAUUCUAAACAAUAGAUUAUUAUAGUGUUGUCACUACCAGUGAGCUGGUAGAAUUUAUUAAACUCUGUCCUGUUUUUUUAUUUGAUUAAACAAUCCUUUUAAUAAAAUAACAAUAAGCAGAUAAUUUAGUUUUUUGCUUGUUAUUCCUUCCACCUGUCUACUACACUGUUUUAAUGCAGUUUAGAGCUGUGACACACACACACACACACACACACACACACACACACACACACACACACACACACACACACGUUUUUCAAUAUGCAAACUCCACACAGACAACUCCCAGCUUUCAUUCAGAGUUAUCUCUUUAUCUUCCACUAGAUGGCGUACACAGACUUUUUUCUUUUAAAAAGAAACCGACCGUUCCGUGUUUCCGCAGAGCUUCCUGGGACUGU